This is a messenger RNA of Aspergillus mulundensis, 816 nucleotides long. RefSeq names its product dienelactone hydrolase family protein. The transcript is spliced from 5 exons. The record is from RefSeq and is a predicted model, not a curated record. Lineage: Eukaryota; Fungi; Ascomycota; Eurotiomycetes; Eurotiales; Aspergillaceae. Gene Ontology annotation, molecular function: hydrolase activity. The coding region runs from base 1 to 816 and encodes 271 amino acids.
AUGUUGAUCAAAGAGUACCACCAUGAUAUCCCCACGACCGCAGACGGCAAUGGCUCAAUGCGAAUAUACGUCUUCCACCCCUCCAUCCCGGGGUACCCCAACGCCCGCUUCCCGGGUGUAGUCGUGUUCAGCGAGAUCUACCAGGUAACCGGCCCCGUCGCCCGCUUCGCCCGCCAAAUCGCAGGACAGGGCUACAUCGUCGCCGCCCCAUCUAGCUACCACGAGUUCACGGGCCCCGAAGCGCUCUCCUACAACGCCGAGGACACAGACAAGGGGAACGAAUGGAAGGUCGCCAAGAAGCUGGCCGCGUACGACGAGGACGCGGCGCUGUCUGUGAGCUAUCUGAUUGAUCUGCCCACGUGUACGGGGCGCAUCGGGGCGACGGGGAUGUGUCUUGGUGGUCACCUUGCGUAUAGAUGUGCGCUUGAUGCACGCGUGCAGGCGACGGUUUGUUAUUUCGCGACGGAUAUCCAUAGCCGUACGCUUGGGGCGGGGAAGAAUGAUGAUAGCUUGGCGAGGGCGGGGGAUAUCAAAGGGGAGCUUGUUAUGAUCUUCGGCAAGAAUGACACCCACGUUCCACCGCAAGGACGGGACUUGAUUCGGUCUACGCUCCAUGAGAAGGGCGUGCUAUUUAGCUUCUACGAGGUUGCUUGGGCUCAGCACGCCUUCAUUCGCGACGAGCUCAGCAAGGGUCGCUACGAUCCAGCCAUUAGCAAGGUUUGCUUCGAGAUGCUUCUCGAGCUGUUUGGGCGGACACUAAAGCUGGACCUCGGUCAGCAUGAUGGGAAGGAAGUUAAGAUUGAGGAUGUUUGUUAA